AUGACUAUGUCAAAGGAAGGCAGGGCGCCGUUCUCCCACCCCAGUCUCCCAAGCGACGCCUCUACGUGGUACAAGAUAUGGGGCGAUCUCAGAUCCUCCUCGAUAGGGCGACCUCUUGUGGUUCUCCAUGGAGGUCCCGGCAUGGGACAUAACUACCUGGCGAACUUGAAGAGUCUCUCGACAGAGUACAAGAUUCCCGUGGUCCUCUACGACCAGCUCGGAUGCGGCAAAUCGACACACUUUCGCGAAAAGCGACUCGACACGGACUUCUGGGUCCCCGAGCUGUUCAUCGCAGAACUGGACAAUCUUCUAGAUCACUUGGGCAUUGCCAGCGAUUUCGAUCUCCUGGGCCAGAGUUGGGGAGGAAUGCUAGGUGCUAUGUUCGCCAUCCGAGGCCACAAGGGGCUCAAGCGCCUCAUCAUCUCCAACUCGCCCUGUAGUAUGAAAUUGUGGGUUGAAUCGUGCAACGAGUGGCGUAAACAGCUGCCCGAGGACGUUGAGAAAGCGCUGCAGAAGCAUGAGAAGGAUAAGACGUACGACGACCCAGAGUAUAAAUGGGCUGUAGAAGAAUUCUACAAGCGCCAUGUAUGCAGGAUCUACCCGUUCCCUCAGGAUCUUCUGGACACCAUGGCGAACGUGGAAGAGGACGAUACCGUCUACUACACGAUGAACGGGCCAAGCGAGUUCACCGUGGUGGGAAGCUUGAAGACUUGGUCGUUAGUCGAUGAAGUCCACAAGAUCAAAGUACCCUGCCUCGUGCUGAAUGGCGAGUGGGACGAAGGACGAGAUAGGCAAGUCACCUCGAUGUUCCGUGCCCAACACUCAUGA
Messenger RNA from Cladophialophora yegresii CBS 114405, 828 nucleotides. RefSeq lists its product as uncharacterized. The transcript is spliced from 6 exons. The coding region runs from base 1 to 828 and encodes 275 amino acids. The record is from RefSeq and is a predicted model, not a curated record. Gene Ontology annotation, biological process: proteolysis. Gene Ontology annotation, molecular function: peptidase activity. Lineage: Eukaryota; Fungi; Ascomycota; Eurotiomycetes; Chaetothyriales; Herpotrichiellaceae.